Fonsecaea multimorphosa CBS 102226 is the source of this 2931-nucleotide messenger RNA. RefSeq lists its product as uncharacterized. Gene Ontology annotation, biological process: regulation of DNA-templated transcription; chromatin remodeling. The transcript is spliced from 2 exons. The record is from RefSeq and is a predicted model, not a curated record. Gene Ontology annotation, cellular component: chromatin; nucleus. NCBI's taxonomy places the organism in Eukaryota, Fungi, Ascomycota, Eurotiomycetes, Chaetothyriales, Herpotrichiellaceae. Bases 1 to 2931 code for a protein of 976 amino acids.
AUGGACGUGGAAAUGCAGAUGGAGGCUCAUGGAUUGCCAACGCAAUUCAGCUCGACCUCAGAGCAGCCGGAAGAGUCUCACAUUGCCGACAACCUGGCGGCCUCAAUAUCAAAUUCAGAAGCGACCGUGAACCCCAGUCCGCCCAAGCAGCCCGCAGUUGAUGCGCCGCAACCCGAUCCAGUAAAAGCAGUGCCAGACCCAGUGCCAGACGCAGUCACGGAGGCAGUGCCGGACCCGGUUCCUGAGGCAGCUCCUGAAGCAGCGCCUGAGGCAGUUCCACCAGCUCCCUCUGAAGUGCUGCCUCCACCACCGCCUGCCACAAAUGGGAUCACGAAUCACGAAAGUGAACCUGUCCAGCAACCUCCUACAAUUGUUCCCGACUCUCAACCUGAAUCUUCUCUCGACCACCAGUCUUCCACAUUCCCUGUGACCACGUCAAUAUCGGACACAACCCUGACCGAGUCUUUUGUCCCCUCUUCCAUCCCUGCCGAAAUUCAGUCUUCGGCCACGCCGUUGGAGACAAGUCAGUCAACCAUGGAUGUUACAGAGCCUCCGGCAAUUCCCCCCGAGCCCCCAGUGUCUGAUCUGCGAACCGCGCCCCAUUCUGAUGCGCUAACGCCUGAAGCUGUCGCAAAGGUUGAGGCUCAGAAACAUGACAUCGAUAAUUCUGCCGAUCUGCCCACCUCCCUCAAACCAGAAGUCGCUGAGAGUGCACCCCGAAUUGCGCCCGUCGUUGAUUCGGCCGCCGCGAACAUUGGCCUUCCCUCACCGCCUGCACAAUCGCCGCCACCUGCACCCCAACCGGCGCCUGCGAGCUUGACUGAGCAGAAGGCCACAGAACAACCGGCAGCGCAACCGAUAGAACAGCCUCUAGAACCACCUCUAGAACCAGAACAGCCCACCCAGGUCACAGAGUCGGCUCCUGCAGUAGAGGAACCCAGUGAACCUGCGCCAACACCGGCUGUUCCUGCUCCUGCAGAAUCCGAAGACCAAAUCAUGACGGAUGCCUCUCCGCAGCCGAUCAAACAGGUCCACGAACGUGAUGAAGACAUGGAAGACGCGGAACGGGCUGCCAAGCGCGUUAAGACCGACGAACCGCACCCACUUACCGAAGAGCGACAGUUCAAAGUUCCGGAUGUGCCUGCACCCGCCGUGUCGUCGCCAGCCACAGCCAACGGCGAAACCGAGUCUUCUGCGGCAAUCACGGAGGACGGCGAUGAUUCAGUCACUCCAGCGCGCUUGGCACAUAUGAAGAAGGUCAUUUCGAAUCUGAAGAAGAGCAACGCCUCUGGACCUUUCAGACUUCCGGUAGACUGGGAAACACUUCAUAUUCCGACUUAUCCCGAGAUCAUCAAGCAACCCAUGGAUCUAGGCACAAUUGAUCAGCGGUUGAAACGCAACGAAUACACGUCAGUAGCUACAUUUGUGGCUGACUUUGAGUUGAUUGUGAAUAACUGUUUCACCUUCAACGGUCCUGAUCACGGAGUGUCACAGCAAGCCAGGAAAAUGAAGGCAUCGUUUGACGGUCAGAUGAGGAAUUUACCAAAGGCCAGCAUUGAAGAGCCUUCCAAGGAGGUGAAGAAAGCAGUCAAAAAGCAAGAGCCGACGAGAACAGCGCCUCCGCGGCGACCGUCGGUAAGCACAACUACGUCGAACGUCGGCGCUGCUAGUUCGCCCACCUCCGCAGCCCCCCCAACACCUGCCUUUGCACCGAAUCCGGAUGGUAUGCCUCUUAUUCGGCGUGAUUCGAGUUUGACGGAUGGCCGACCCAAGAGAGCCAUUGUCCCGACCAAGCGCAACUCAGAAUUUGGAGGUGGCAGACCCAGAAAGAAGAAAUAUGAGCUGCAACUGAAGUUCUGCGAUGAAGUUCUGAAGGAAAUCAUGAAUGCGAAACACUGGCAGGCCAAUCAAUAUUUCAUGUAUCCGGUGGAUCCGGUGGCCUUGAACAUCCCAACAUACUUCCAGAUCAUCAAGAAACCGAUGGAUUUGUCGACAGUUAAAACCAAACUCCAGAACAACGCCUAUGAGAAGGCCAAGGACUUUGAAGAGGAUGUCCGUCUUAUCUUCAAAAAUUGCUUCAAAUUCAAUCCCGAAGGUGACUUGGUCAACGCUUCUGGGCAUCAGUUGGAAGAAUUGUUCAACAAGAAGUGGGCGACAAAAGAUGACUGGCUUGCUGCCCGUGAGCCACCAUCGGUUACCCAGUCGGAUGCGGAGGACGAAGACGAGGACGAAGAGGAGAGUGAAGAUGAAGCGGAGGGUGAUAGCGAAGAGGAGCGGAACGAAAAGAUCAAAAAGUUGCAGGCCCAGAUUGAGGAAAUGUCAAAACAGAUGGGCGAAUUGACGCAGAAGAAGGUCAAGAAAUCCAAAUCGCCUCCGACGAAGAAAAAGGAAAAGUCAAAAACCAAGAAGGAGAAAUCGGAGGGGGCAGUCUCCAAGCCCAGCAAGGACAAGAAAGAAAAGAAGAAGCCACAGCCCCGGAAACAAGAGAAAGAUCGAUAUGUGACGUUCGCCGAGAAGCAGUACAUCUCCAACGGCAUUGCCAUGCUGCCGGAGAAACAAAUGCAGGAAGCUUUGCGCAUCAUCCAGCAGAGCGUUCCGUCCUUGGCCAACAGUGAUCAGAACGAGAUCGAGCUGGAUAUUGAGGAGGUUCCCAAUGGCGCGCUUCUGAAGCUGCUCGGGUUCGUUAAGAAGUACGCCGGGCCGCCUCCAGAUGAGCCGAAAGUGGAACCCUCGGAAGCCUUCCAUGCGCCGGCCCAUCACAAAAGCAAGAAGAGCAAGCCCAUGAGCAAGCAUGAGCAGGAGGCACAGAUUGAAGAAUUGAAGGGCAAGCUGGGAGCUUACGCUGGACCGAUUUCUCCGAAUGCUGUACCUUCGAUAGAGACGGGCGACAGUAGCGAUGAUGACAACUCGGAGGAGAGCGAGGAGGAGUAA